CCGUUUAAGUAAUUAUAGCGAAUCAAGCAAUGUUUCCAUGGCAUGCUCGGAAAGCAUUUAUCGGCUUUUUCACAUGCCAUCACGUUGGGCGGCUGAAAAUCCAGCGGAAAAUAACUAAACACACGCGUACAAGCCCUCGCGCCUAUAUAUAAAACUCGAUGCAGCUUUUCCGCUCCUCGCUGCCUGCAAGAAGUAACUAAUUCCCAGUUUCCCACAUCUCCUUAAUUUCCAGUGCAAGGGCAGCCUGAACCCUCGCUUAAUCCAAUGGAAGUUCGACGAGUUCUAUACAUGAAAGGAGGCGUUGGCGACGAAAGCUACGCCAGGAACUCCACCAUGCAGGGCACCAUACUGUCGUUAACGAACACCGUGGUGCAGGAGGCGGUCACGGACAUGUACUGCACUACCUUCCUCAAAAGCAUCGCCGUCGCUGACUUGGGCUGCUCCUCGGGGCCCAACGCGUUGCUCGUGGCCUCCGAGAUCAUCGAGACGGUGAAGCGGAAGUGCCGCCAGCUGCGCCGCCGGCUGCCGGAGUUGAGUCUGCUGCUUAAUGACCUUCCAGGGAACGACUUCAACACCAUCUUCAGAUAUCUGCCUGAAUUCUACCGGCGGAAGGGGCUGAACCAAGGGAACGGGACAACGCAUGGGCGCUGCUUCGUGUCGGCGGUGCCUGGCUCAUUCUACGGGCGGUUGUUCCCCAGCAAGAGCUUGCAUUUUGUGCAUUCCUCUUCCAGCCUCCAUUGGCUCUCUCAGGUGCCUCCUGAGCUUCAAAGUGAAUCCAACAUGCCACUGAACAAAGGAAAGAUCUUUAUUUCCAAGACAAGUCCUCCUUGUGUUUCAGACGCAUACGCAAAGCAAUUCCACAGGGAUUUCUCAUUGUUUCUGAAGUGCCGUUCCGAAGAAAUAAUCACAGGAGGCCAAAUGGUGCUAACAUUUAUGAGCAGGAGAAGUUCAGACCCUGUAGUUGAGGAGCAUAGCUACCUUUGGGAACUGUUAGGGCAAGUCCUCAUUGACAUGGCCUCAGAGGGCCUUAUUGAAGUGGAGAAGGUAGAUUCCUUCGAUGCUCCCUUUUGUACACCAUCUCCAGAGGAGCUGAAGCAUGAGAUUGAAAGUGAAGGCUCAUUUGCCAUUAAAAGCCUAGAGCUCUUUGAAGCAAGCUGGGAGGCAGCACACAACCAUCAAAAUUGUUAUAACAAAGCCACCAAAGAGAAGGAUCCUAUGCUUGAGGAGCUAAGCACUGCCCAACGCAUAGCUAAGGGAAUUCGAGCAGUGACCGAGUCCAUGCUAGAGAGCCAUUUUGGAGAGGCUAUGAUUGAAGAUAUCUUUUCGAGGUACUGUAGACAUUUGGAGGACUAUUGCUCUAGUAAUGACACCAAGCUAUUCAACAUAGUGAUUGCCAUGGUAAGGAAGUAGAAGAAUCUCUGUACGGUAAGCUUGCAUACCUUGGAUCUAUUGAUAAACAUGAGUGUCAUCAGUUGGUAGUAUGUAUUCAAUU
Molecule: messenger RNA, 1492 nt
Organism: Phoenix dactylifera (date palm)
Lineage: Eukaryota; Viridiplantae; Streptophyta; Magnoliopsida; Arecales; Arecaceae
Product: putative jasmonic acid carboxyl methyltransferase 2
Molecular function (GO): methyltransferase activity
Source: RefSeq, a predicted model, not a curated record